CGCGCUGUCAGGAUGCAACGAGGCGGCUGGAGGGCGGCUGCCGCUGCUGCCGCUGCCGCUGCGCACGGCCGCCGCUGAUCUCGCUCCCAGCAACAGGCUGUUCCGGACGGAGUUCGCUUUGCUGCGCGGGCUGACUGGAUGCCUGUCCUCUUGAGCCACGGAGGAGCUGGGUGUGAGCCUCGCCGGCGCGGCACGAUUCCGGGAGCCCCGAAGCCCGCGCUCGCUGCGCUGCGCGCAAGUCGUCAGGUGCGUUUGUGCUUGAAGCCACGCAGCCGGAGAGCUUGUCGCGGCGUGAAACAUGGCAACCGCCGCCUACUUCGCCGCCGAGUGCCUUGUUUCCAUGUCCAGCCGCGCCAUCGUACACGACCCGCCGGGGGAACAAGCCCCGCAACCUGUUGGGACGGGCUCGCCUCUGAGCGCCUCGCACCGAGAUGAGACAUGCGAGGCCAAAGAUGCUGCGAGAGACAACGGCGGGGGGUCCUCCGUGUACGCCGUAGCGAGCAUUCUGGCCGACCUGAACCAGCAUGUCCCAAAGCCUUCCUCUCCCCAGGUGGAGAAAGCGGAGGUGGUGGGCAGAAGGGAGGACCAAAAUCCUUCCCUGCCUUGCGAAAAACUUGGGGAAGAAAGUCUCUUGCCGGCCGGCAGAUGUGGAGGAGUAAAGACGGCCACACCUAUCAGUUUGGUUGCAAGGAGUGAGCCAAGCCCCAAACAAAGGAGCAGGAGAGGGAAAUGCUGGCUCGGCCCCGAAUUACCUCUGAAGAAGCAUAAAUGCCACUAUGUGGGAUGCGAAAAGGUUUAUGGCAAGUCUUCCCAUCUGAAGGCUCACCUGAGGACCCAUACAGGUGAGAGGCCCUUUGAAUGUCGCUGGCAGGAAUGCAGCAAGAAGUUUGCCCGCUCCGACGAGCUGGCCCGCCACUUCCGCACCCACACCGGUGAGAAGAAGUUCGGCUGCCCCCUCUGCGAGAAGCGCUUCAUGCGCAGCGACCACCUGACCAAGCACGCCCGCCGGCACAGCAACUUCCACCCCAGCAUGCUCAAGCGGCGGAGCGGGUCCAGCUCCCGGACAGGAUCCCUGAGCGACUACAGCCGCUCGGACGCUUCCAGCCCCACCAUCAGCCCCGCCAGCUCCCCCUAAGGCCUGCCUGCACUGGAAGCCAGCACUUUGCCCUCCUCGUUUCUCUGCGCCAGAGUCCGGUUUGUCGCACUGCUCAGCUCGCUUCGUGAUUCCAAGACAGUUUGCUUUCUCGAGACGACGAGGCAACCGACAAGGACAAGCCAUGCCACCUUCUCUCACCACAAUCCCAUAGCAGGAAAUAUUUGUCACCGAAGGGCGAAGGGACACACCUGCGAGCGACUGAUUGCUAGUCAAGACUUUCUGCUGCUUUUUCCCUUGGAAGCCUUAAGAAGAUGCUCCGGCUAGUUUUUAAACACACACACACAUGCAUAUAAAUAUAUAUUUUUAAAGAAGACUUUUGCUCAGGUGAUGAAGCGAAUUUUGUAGAAACAAGAAUGCAAAACAGGAAUGCCUCUGCAAAUAAUUCAGCCGGGGGGGAUGUCCCCACCUCCUCCUCCUCUCAUCUUUCUCAGGGAUAUGUAUUUAUGUUACACAGUAAGUACAAUGAAGACACACCUUCCCACAGCCUCGCUCGGCAAACACGAUUGCACUCAGGACAGUCCCUUUCCCACGCUGCGGGGGGAGCCAGUGCUGCGUUUUGUGCUCGAAGGGUUGCUUUCGCAGUUGGUGUAAACACACUUGGGGGAGCAGGGCCUUCCAGAGCAUGGCCCCAGUACUCUCACACUCAGCUGCUCUCAUUUUUUCUCCUCUUGCCCAUGGCGCUUCACACGGAGGCCUUCCCAGCACCACCUGCUUCCUCUUGCACAGUUUGUCUAUGAAGUUCAAUACUUUUUAAAGGUUUUUUUUUUCUUCUUCAUUCUGGGGGUGCAGUGGGAAUGCUUUUUAAAAAUAACCAUGACGCAUUUGAUGCCUUAAUCGCAUUUUCUAAAUAUGGGUAAAUGUAUUUACACUGGGGAACGGUUUAUUCAGAUCCAAAGGGCAGAAUCACGCCAUUGGAGGCAUUACGAUUUGGAGUCUGGCGGUCAGUUCUCCUGUGAAAGUCCCACAGGAAUGAAUGUGGUACACACAGGAGAACACCUGGAGGAUCGGGCCCUGAACCCCUGCACUGCUCAUCCCUUACACAACUAACAAAAAUAAGUGUGCAGGCCGUAUCCACUUGAACAUUUUUUUUAAAGCCUGGGACGGCUGUGUAUUCAAAUUCAUCAAAACUUUAUCAAGGUACUUGUCUCCUAGACAGAAUCCAGGUUCUCGAAUUCUUCCAAACAUUACUGCAUUUUAGCUCUACGGUCAGUAACAAGGUGAAACGGAGAAGCAGUGCUCAGAAAGCGUUCUCUCACUCGGAAAACAAGACAGAAACACACACGCAGAAAGUGUUACAACCACGGUGUUCUAGCUCAACAGCUGCAGCCUGAGCGGGCACUUGCAGUCACUCCGCACAUCACGGAAGGCUUCCCAUUUUCACGACUACCGCUAUUUGUUCCUCUACAGGUCUCACCUCACAUCUCCAGACUCUGAUCCACCAGAGACUCCCCCUCCUCAGCUGGCCACUCUGCCCCUCUUCCACACUGGUUAAAAAAUGGACUCUGACCAUUUAAAAACAAACAACUCCGUAAGAGAGACUCGUGUAUGUCCACCUCCGUGUUCAUUACAGGUGCAGGGGUGUAUUUUGAUGAAACUCGGGGCUUCAUGUAACUGGCUAGAAGCAUGUUUGAUGUGUAUUCACAUCUGGGGCCACUGGCUUUUACGCACAAACAGCUGCAUCAGGCCCAAGAAAUAUGGGUGCUUUAACCAGAAUCUAAUCUAUGCUUUUGAAAUGGGGAGGAGGGUGGAGGCCACGGGAAUGCCGACACUUAGAAAGGAGGUUUUGCGAAUGUUCGGAUGCUGAAAAGUCAACAUUCAGGUGCUUUUUCUGUGACCAUGUCCCUUCCUUUUCCCUUUUUCUACUCUUUUUUACAACAUUGUAAAUACAAACGCAGUCAUUGUAGCAUAGUAAAACGAACUCCAAAUCUCAAACUGCUGUUUACAAUAGAUAUAACCCUCUCCACAUUCCCAAAGUGUCUUAAGCAAGAUCUUUAUGCUUUGCAAUAAUUCCGUUUUGCCAGACUGUUAAAAAAACAAAAACGAAAAGCAAAAGUGUACUGUAUAUGACUUGCUGGAGGAAAAUAAUAUGUCAUCGAUUUAAAAAGUAGUUUCUAGGUACAUACACAGAUUGUUCUAAGUAUCAGACCCACUUUUCUCUGCACUGCCACCUACUUCAUGAACACAGGUCAAAAUCGAGGUAUUCCAGUAUUUUAGGGGCAUUUGCUUCCAAGCUCGCCUUUGAGCUGGGCAAGUCUUCUCUGUGCGGUUUUGUAGCCACAGGCAGGACCAACCGACCGACCACUUCGGCUACCAUUAUGGUGCUCACCUUCCCUGGUUGCUUAGCAUGAUGGGUUUCCGUAUCUCUGGAGAUUUAGGAAGAGGCCUGUGUUCUGUUUCUAGAGGCAUGGCGAUAUCCCUCGCAGCAUUUGGUGCAACUGGUCGUGCGAGGCGAGAUUGGAAAAUCAAAUUCCAAUCAUUCGGGUAGAUGGGGGCGGACAUGAGUGUCAGCGGUUGCAUUGAGAAGCAUGCAGGGCGACCAAGGAGGCAGAAUAAUUGCUCUUGAAAAGAAACUCUUGCUAAGAACUUAGCCAGCAUUAAGAUCAGAGAAGAAUUGGAAUUUACACAGUAGGUGGGACCUUCUUCAUCACUUUUGUUAUGGAGAUAUUUCAAAGGUCAUUAUUGUAUCUCCAAGGGAACGGAGUUUCCCUUCCUUUCCCUUCCAUGAGAAGCUGAAAUUGCAAGGAUGAAAGGUUGGAUCUUGGAAACUUCUCUCCAAAUAAGGGCUAGCCCAACCGCAUGAGCAGCCGCAGGGGCUGCAUUUUAGGGGUGGGUGAUGAAGCAGCUGGCGCUCCAACAGAUACCUGCUCCAAGAAUUAUGCCAAAGAGUUCGGAGUCAUUGGCCAUUGGGCAUUCCUACCCAACUUGAGUCAUUAGUGUCGGGGCGCUCAAAUGACGUUGUCUCGUACGGAGGGAGCCUGGGUCCACCCUAGCUCCAUACCGUCCGUUCUGACUGGGGACAAUUCUCCAAGCUCUCCCAGUCUCACCACCAGAGAGACCAGGGUGACAACGUGGCACCUUUGCUUUCCAAGGCGCUGCUUAUGCAUGCAGGCUGCUCUCUUAAACCUGAUUAGAGUCUCGCUAAUCUCAGCGUAACAUGCAAGCGCACGGGACUGUAGUCUCAGAGAGGUAAGCAAAAGGGAAAGCACUUCAGAGCUGUUUGUUUGGGAUGCGACUGAUUUGGGGUUUGGAGUAGUAAGCACAAUGCUUCUGACAUGCCUCGAAGAUUAGAAAAACACCGUUUCCGUUCAUUACCAUUUCAUAAAUCACAGUGAACACAAUCACAACACUCAGGGUUUGCUCAUAGCAGCCUCCUGUCCGGUGACAGGAGGAGACAAAACCUCAUUUCAGCCUUGCUAAGGACUGUUUGUUCAUUAGGGGUAGACUGCAUCCAGUUAGAUAGCACUUGUGGGGUUUUAAAUAGAAAAUGAGGGUGCUAGCAAGAUAGUGGGGCAGAUGCUGUCUUCGACUGUUUGAUUCUAGGCAGCCCUUAUCUAAGAAGUUGUGCAAGAAAAAGCACACAGCCUUCACCUCCCGGGGUUCUCAGCUCCGUCUCUCUUUGACUGGUUCUGCUCUGGGGCACAUCUGCAAACUGUGGGGAGGUGGGCACAUGGCACACCCAGAAUACCCGCCGGAUGUGCCCCGUGCGGUGUGUGGGUGAGUCCGUUGCUCCACCCAGCCAGGAGGGGGUCAUGCCGGUGGGUCUGUCCGACAGGCCUCACCUCGUGCUGGUGCGUGCGAGUUUGUUUUUGCACGGCGCCCUCUGAGCAGCGGGCCCAGCCUCCGGGUGCUCUGCGGGGUCAGGCUCCUGACCCGCAUCCACGUGGAGACCUUGCCACACCCCGCUCAGGGGGGGCUGGGCUUGAAACAGGAAGAGUGGGUCCUGAAUUCAAAAGAGGCAGAGCGAUCUCAGGAAGCUUAAAGACACCGGAGGGUGCUUGGCCAUCCCAGUUCCAGGUGGGAGAGACCCACAGUAUUCGUCUGAAUCCAGGCAGCGGGGGCAGCUGAGGCGAGGGCUGGAGCUGGAGGCUAAAGCCUGGAGCACAGCAAGUCAGUUGCUCCAGGAAGGAAGGCACGGCAGUCCUGGAGAGCCAGCUGCGGCCUGCCACCGGUCCAGCCGAACACACGAUGCGGUAGAUUUCCUCUCAUUUUGAAGAAGUUUUCUGGUCAACUGUAAAAGCUGCUCAGAUGUUAAAUCUUUAGAUUUUCUUCAGUGCCCCAGAGAACAUUAUGUUGGGAGCGCUGUGCAUCCGGCACUCCGAGUAUCAAGCGAAAGCAAAGAGGCUCGGCUCGGUUGUGUUGCUUGUGUCGGCAGGAGGGAGUGUGCGUGCCCGAAUGCUCUCCCAAAAUACAUUGCUGGGAUGUAUAAAUUAGAUGUCAUGGAGGAAGCCCAGCUUCCGUCAAGCAGGGCCGAACUGUUGCUUCUCCAUGGGGGAGCAGUCCAGCGCCAGCCGAGCCCACAGCUGCAUGCAGACGCGGGGCUGGCUGAGAAGAGUCUCGCAAGCUUCUUGCCCGUUCGCUGGCCUGGCUGCUGGCCGCUGCUAUCGAGCAGCCAACACAAACAUGCCGAAUGGGGCAUUCCAGUGUCCACUCAGGGUCGUGUUGGCAUCCCAUGGUGAGAUGAUUGGCAUAGGAUUACCAUUGGUUUGGACACCUCGAUAGCCGGCAUUCCAAAGACACCAGAUCUAGGAGAUACAGGUUGAGCAAGCUUGGGAUGGGCCACGACCUCACUGUGCCCCAAAUGCAUCAGGCAGAUGGUCCAGAAUGUUUGGGGACAACUCUUCUGCCUCCCACAAAACCUCAAUGCAUUCCUCGCCCCCACAAUGCCAAAAACGCACAGUGCUUCUUUCCCCAUCGCUACCUGCCUACCUGAGUCUACCUGCAGAAAGCUCUGUUGAGACCUCUACGUCUUCGCUCGUUGGCUUGUGCACCAGUUUAAGUGCCCAUGGCAAACCAGCCAGAGAAGUUCUAGACAGGAAGGGUCCGUGCAACCGGACGGUUCCCCUUUCCCCAUCUAGUUUCUCCUCACUUCUUCCCUUGCCAUUCUUAUUUAUAGCUCUUUACAGCUGUACUCUGGGAACGGUGUAUCGUAAUGUAUAUUGAUAACUGAAAAUACAGCUUUCCAACAGGGUUUUGGUAUUUUAUACACAUUUACUGUAAUAGAUUGCCUAUUUUACUGCAUGCAUUUCAUAGUAACUUCCACCCAUGCAACCUUUCACUGGGGCUUUAAAACCUCAUUACCUUAACAAUCAGAGUGCUUUGUAAAUAUAGGCCAAGCCCCAGGCAUAGAAUCAGGUCACAGUGCUGUGAACUACCUGAAGAACUUUAGCUACUGGGCGGUAUAGAAAUAAAUGAAUGAAUAUGCCCUCUUCCACUUUAGCCUGCUCUAGUUCAUCCCUAGCUUCAUCCAGGAAGUAGUGAAUAGACUUCUAGAAGUUCAUUCAAUGUGGGUUUCUUCUGGAAACAAGUUUUAUGUAUCAAAGUAUAAAGAAUGCAAAGUAUAUAUGACUAUAAAGCUUACCUUCUCACAAUCAUAUUUUACUAGUUUAGGUGGGCAGCAGCUGCCCAAGGAGUCCCUUUUCUGUUAUCACUCCCAUGUAGAACUUGAAACGAAAAUAAAAAACGGGGACAAUCGACUGAGGUUGGGGUGCAGGUUACUGCUCCACGUUGGUUUGCAUCAACAGAACCAAGGGAUGGUGCUUUCCCUGGACAGAACCACUUCAGGUUGAAAAUGGGAGUGGUGAGCGGAAUGUCAUGUUUGAUGGACAUGGCAAAUUCCCGCUGAGCCACCUCCCACGGUCGUAUUUUCCAUAUACAGGAGCAUGGACCAUUUUUAAUGGGAGAACAUUCAAAUGUGCAGUUGCUACAUGAGCGCCAUCCCAAGAAAAGCACUUACCACUUGCUGGAGCUGACAGGAUCAGCCACAAAGCCCAGCAGCUGAGAAAUAGUCCUCACUGGGGGCAGGCCUUGCUUAGAACAAGCCGGUGGGUUCAUUUCAGUAUGGCCAGUGAUAAGACUGGCCCAAUCCUCUGGGGAUAAACAUGGAACCCUGGAGAAGUAGAGUGCACUUCUGCAACGUGGGGCUGAACUACAUAUUACACUUACUGAAGGAAAAUGCCCGAUCACAGGAACCUCUCCACUUCUGCCCCGUUCUCCUUGUCGUCAUCAUAUCAUGUGGCAGCAUCAGCCAGAGCAUCCUUUAGAGAAGGGAUCUCACGAAGAGUCAUGUGCUCCGUAGCAGGCAGGGUGUUCUGCCCAGGGAUGGGACGUUCUCAUUCCCUGAAACCUCCUGGUUUCCCAUUGCCUUCUCAGUAUUUGUGACCCCUUCCUCUCCCACCCCUUGGUAGGGUUGGGUGAGGCAUUCGUUCAGUCCGUAUUUCAACAAGAACUUAACACAUUUGCAACUCCUGAACUUAAAUGGGAACCAGAAGAUGGUUUACUACCAAAAUCCAUGCAUUUCUAAAGUGUGAGAUGCAGUCAGGGGAAAAAACUACACAACACUGCCUAGAUUUAAGGAUAUGCACUCAAAAACAAAGUACAUUUGAAAUAAAUGUGGACAAGCAUGCGCUAUUCAGUGACCCAAAAAAAUCACUUGAAAAUAUGUGUAUGGUUGGAAAAAACGCACAGAAAAAUGCAAGCUUUGGAAAGAAAUGCAUAUGGAGAUAUGUGUUUUUUGCUUUUUAAAGUGUGUCUGUUUAAGUAAAAAUUUCAGUCCAGUGCAAAAUCAGGACUGACACUGGACAAAGGAGAACCCGUGUAAAGUGAAGCGUGACGGAUUGGUCCUUCACCACCCAGCUCUCACCACUGUUGACAUGUAGAUGGCCAAACGUUGCACAUUUACACCCUUGAUGAGGCUGUGCCUGUUCAGGGCUCCAUCACCACCAGCCUGGGUCACGAGGCUUCGUCCUCUUGAAAUCUUUCUAAAAGAAGGCUGAGAAUCUCGGGAUGAGGGUUGGCUUGGCUGCAAAGUUAUGGGGUGGGGGGGGGAGGCGUGCUUUUGGCAUGAUAAAGCAACUCGUAAAACAUUUCUAAGUCCCAUCUCUGUUGAAGCUAUGCUUGGGGGUAUUGUGUUUAGUUAUUUGGGCAGAAAUAUAUAGAUUGAUAUAGAUAUAUAUUCUCCGUAAGUACAUGAAUGGAAGUAUGUGGAUAUUAUACAUGUUUACAUACGUAUUUUCACUUUGGGAUGAAAGCAGUCUGUACCUGUCGUCAUUUCCCUCCUCUCAACAGCACCUCGAUGCUUUCAUGGAUUACUUUGUGGGAUUUUUUUAAAACGAAUCACUACAUUGAAGUAUUGCAGUUGUACAGCUGUAUGGUGAUCUCUCCUCGCUCUGCUGUGAUCUGUGUGUUUUUUAAACCAUGUUUUUGUACUACAUAGAUUUAUAUCUUGUGACCCGUUUCCUAUGCAAAAAACAGAAAAGACAACUAACAAAUGUCAAAUGUCAAUUGUAUGCAUGAUUAGUGAUGUUUGCAUUUCUGAAUAAAGUUGAAAAUUAAGGGCA
Varanus komodoensis (Komodo dragon) is the source of this 8712-nucleotide messenger RNA. It is a transcript of the gene KLF13, whose product is annotated as Kruppel like factor 13. Gene Ontology annotation, biological process: regulation of transcription by RNA polymerase II. NCBI's taxonomy places the organism in Eukaryota, Metazoa, Chordata, Lepidosauria, Squamata, Varanidae. The transcript has 2 exons. The coding region runs from base 299 to 1135 and encodes 278 amino acids. The record is from RefSeq and is a predicted model, not a curated record. Gene Ontology annotation, molecular function: RNA polymerase II cis-regulatory region sequence-specific DNA binding; DNA-binding transcription factor activity, RNA polymerase II-specific.